Penicillium samsonianum is the source of this 1668-nucleotide messenger RNA. Its product is annotated as fungal specific transcription factor domain-containing protein. Gene Ontology annotation, biological process: regulation of DNA-templated transcription. Lineage: Eukaryota; Fungi; Ascomycota; Eurotiomycetes; Eurotiales; Aspergillaceae. Bases 1 to 1668 code for a protein of 555 amino acids. Gene Ontology annotation, cellular component: nucleus. The transcript has 6 exons. The record is from RefSeq and is a predicted model, not a curated record. Gene Ontology annotation, molecular function: DNA-binding transcription factor activity, RNA polymerase II-specific; transcription cis-regulatory region binding.
AUGAUCGCGCCUGCGUCGGCGGUGCACUCUAUGUCUGUGAAUUUACUAGGCACUAACGAUAUCUUUAUGGAAAACUCAGCUAAGGGUGACCCAAGAGGAGACGUUGUCGCUAGAGGAAUCGUCAGUGAGGAGCUUGCUCGUGUCAUGUAUGAGAGGUUUACGGGUGGGUCGAAAAACUUUCUUCCUCUUUUUGAUCCGAUCAGAGACACAUUCGACUCUGUCCGUUCAAGAUCCUUGUUUUGCUUCACGGUGAUUAUCUAUCUGGCUAGUCGCGCAGUGACAGAUUUGCGCGGAGACACGCAUAUGCAGCGUGUUCUACAAGAUGAGGCACAACGUUUAGCCGAAGACAGCUUCUUCGAGCGACCCACCAAACUAGAAACAGUCCAAGGAAUGAUUCUCCUAGCUGCCUACUCCGAAAAGACCUGGUUCUCAAUUGCUCUCAUUCUUCGUACCGCCUUAGAUUCUGGAUUGGAGAAAUCCUUGGACACUUUGUUGUCCCAAGAAAAUGUGCCCCGAAGUUCGCUCUCAGCAUCUAUGGCUGAACGUGAACUGGUAUGGAAGACAAGAACCUGGUUAAUCACUUUCAUAUUGGAGUUGGACGUCGCAUCUGGUACGGGACGCAAAUCACGCAUUGCCGAGGUCGACGUGGCAAAGCUGCGCAGGUUCCUUGACUAUCCACUCUCCCUGCCCUGUGAUAUGCGCACUGUGUGUAUCAUUGAGCUUCAUCAACUUCGAGGUAAUUCUCGUGCGAUUAUUGACAACACAUCAACUAUUGGCGAUAUUGUGUCUACAGAACUACCGGCCAUUAUGACAAGAUUACAAACCUGGUGGACGACGUGGGACGAGAUCCAUGAAAACAAUGGUUUCCAUAUCGGGGCCUUUCAACGCAGCAGCCUCAAGCUUAUGCUUCACUAUGCCAGGAUUUUUGUUUUCUGUGCUUCCCUGGCACGAAUCCAAAAAUUACAACCGACGUACAUGGAUUCAAGCUCCGAAAUGCUGGACCAAAAUGUGAUAAACCUGUGGCAGUCCCUUGUGACAACCAUCAUGGACCAAUUGGGAUUUUUGAUCAAUGAGCCAUCCUAUCGCUGUCAAUUACCCUGGGCGCCAACGUAUCCUGCUCUCACAAUCGCUUUCGUUACAACAUUCGCUCUUCGGAUAGCCAGAUGGCGUCCGAAUCUGAUCAAUCAAAGUCUUCUACUUGAAAGAGCAGAAAGAAUCUGCGAUUUCCUCAAACAACCCCCAUAUCCCGAUAUCCACCGAACUGUCUCCAUCUUCGUGAACUAUGCACGUGCCUUGAUUGCCAGUCAGCGUCCGCAGAGCAAUCAUAGUACAGAUGUACCCAUCAUGUCUCAAAGUGAGGGACCACCAUUCGAGGGACCUGAUAACCCCAUGAUCAACGGCCCGCCUCCAUCAGGGGUGGGUCCCCUCGACGAUCUCCGGUACAGAACUGGGCCGAUAAUUCAGGGCGAUAAAGAUUCGAAUAUGGUCUCAAUGCCAAGUAAUGACCCAUCUGCGGUGGCCAGAGCGCCCGUAUCUCGGCUAUCCGGCACGAUGGAAGCACCCAACUGGACUGUAUCGAACUCCAUUGCAGAUUCCUUUGGUCUGUUCGAGGAGGGGCAGAACGAUAUCUUCGAUUUCUUGCCUAUGAUGCCGUCGAUGCCACAGUAA